CACCAACCGCUGCCUUUCACACACACCGAUGGAGCCGUCAUCGGAGAAAUACGAGAUUAUGAUCUUCCGUCCGACGAUGGACGAGUUCAAGGACUUCUCGGCCUACGUCACGUACAUGGAGAGCUGUGGAGCGCACAAGGCAGGCGUUGCGAAGGUCAUCCCUCCUGCUGAGUGGUCUGCAAGGCGUUCCUACGACGGCGUCGACGUGGAAAUUCCCGUUCCUAUCUCACAGUUCGUGUCUGGAGCGCAGGGUCUCUACAAGAUAUUCAACAUCCAGAAGAAGUCGUGCAGGUCGAGCGAGCUGAAGGCGUUGGCCGAGAGCGAUAAGUUUAAAGCACCAGAAACGGCAAACUUUGACGACUUAGAAAGACGAUAUUGGAAAACCGUGAUGUUCAAUCCACCGAUGUACGGAGCCGACGUUCCCGGCACUGUCUACGAUGACAACGUGAAUGUGUGGAACAUCGGCACGUUAGACUCGAUUCUCAGUCAAACGUUGGACGACACGUAUGGAGUGAAGAUACCCGGAGUCAAUACGCCGUAUUUGUAUUUUGGUAUGUGGAGAUCGACGUUUGCGUGGCACACGGAAGACAUGGAUCUGUACUCGAUUAAUUAUCUUCACUUUGGUGCACCGAAGACGUGGUAUGCUAUUCCUCCGGAGCAUGGACAGAGGAUGGAGAGGUUGGCGAAAGGAUUUUUUCCUGGAGACGCGAUGAGCUGUUCGUCAUUCUUUCGUCAUAAAUCCACGUUGAUAUCACCGUCAGUGUUAUACCAAUAUUCUAUCCCGGUGAACAAAGUUACGCAGGAGGCUGGUCAGUUUAUGAUUACGUUUCCGUUUGGUUAUCAUUGUGGCUUCAACCACGGCUAUAAUUGUGCCGAGUCGACCAACUUUGCUUUGGAAAGAUGGAUUGAGUUUGGCAUCAAUGCGUCUAAGUGUCAAUGUCGAGGCGAUAACGUCAGAAUUGAUAUGGAGUUGUUCGUUCGAAAAUAUAAACCUCAUCUCUUGAGUUCAUUAAAGAUCAGUGAACAGAAGAAUGGUUACAGUAACAAUAGCAGCACGUGUGAGCCGCCUGCAGAGAAAGCACAUAGACAACGUCGAUCGGUCGCUGGAAGGAGAGCGAAGACUCCCAGUGAUGAGAAUAGGAAAGUGGAAGAAGACGAGCGGGCGACCGUUGCGACAGCUAAGUAUCCGAAAGUUUCAGAGCCGUUCAGUAUGAACACUUUCUGGGAAGAGUGCUAUUUCAAUCAUGUUUGUUCACUCAGCAGCUCGUGCUGCAUUUGUGCGCUAUUCGAUCAGCCAAGGAAAAAGAUCCAUUACCCUCACGGUCCUGUCGAAUCACAGCAGCAAGUCAUGAAGCAGCUGUGUGCCCCAUCGCCUUCAAACUCGAUGAUUUCACAGACGAAUCUCACGUCAUUGAACUCAUCGUCCAGUCCUCAGCAGCAAGCGAUUAUCACUACCAUGCAGAACGUGUUGACGCAGUAUGCUGGACUGUCGAGUGCAACGAGUUUGGACUACGGUCAGAUUGUGGCGAUCGCCAUGGCAUUACAGUCACAAAACACGUCUCCCUCGGUAGCGACUAAAGGAGGGCAGUUGAUGCCUACGACGACUUCGGGUCAGUUACAAGCACAAGGAGUAGCGUCUGUAGCACAACCCUCUUCAUCAACAUCACGACCAGGCACGUCAUGCAACACAUACGAAGACGACUCAAACGACGACGAAUCACUUCUAUUCUGCUCGAUAUGCGGCAUAUGCGUUCACAGAGGUUGUUAUGGUGUAGCGAUGGACGAAAGUUCUGUCAGUUGGAUGUGCAAACGGUGCAAAUCGCAGGCUUGGGAACAGUGCUGUGUUCUGUGUAACUUGAGAGGAGGUGCACUGAAGCCGACGGCAUGCAAGAAGACGAGUUGGGCACACAUCACAUGUGCUGUCGCCAUUCCGGAGUGUUCGUUUGGUAAAUCGCAACUUCGAGAGCCGAUCCACGUCGACGCCAUUUCCACCGAUCGUUGGACGUUGAGAUGUCGUUACUGUGCACUGUCUGGUGGACAAUCCUAUGGGGCAUGUGUACAGUGUUCGUCGCCACGUUGUUGCGCAUCGUUUCACGUGACAUGUGCUCAUCGUAUGGGACUGCCCAUCUCGUUGGGAGAGUCAGCAAUCAUUGUAAGAUUUUACUGCUCAAAGCACAGCUACAUGGCGAUGUAUGCAGAGGCAAGGCCGUCGCUGAAGAUCAGUGUUGGAGAUAGAGUGGCAGCAAAACGGACAGCAAGCACAUAUGGCUUGGCUGAUGUUGUUUCCAUUACUCAGUCAAGGUAUUAUGAAGUUUUGUUUGAUGAUGGAUCAAUUAGUCACAAUGUUCAUCCGAAUGAUAUCAAGAACAUGCACUGUUCUCUUGAUGUAACACCUCAAGAGCAAGAGAGAGUCCAGGUUCUUUGGCCAGAUGGAAAACUCUACUGGGGAGCAUUUCUGCAGACAACCAUGCUACAAGAAUACGAAGUCAAGUUUGACGACGGAACAACUCGCCUCGUUGAUGACGAGGAGAUCUUUGAAGAGAACAAAGUACCAAAGAAACUAAAGCUUUCUCACGCUUCAAGAAACGGCAGUGGUAAGCCAAUCGGCGAGACUUUCGAUGGCAAUACUACAACAUCACUGAAAGACGAAGAGCAGUAGAUGAGAAUACGAGACCGCGAGGUCUGUGUGCAUAGAAAUUUUCACAUUGUCCGAUUGUAUAUGCAAAUAGGUCCGAUAAUAAGCAGAUACUAUGAUAGUAGAAGGUUUUUGGAAGGUUACUAUGGCAGUUCUGUGUUUCAUGUUUUCAGAUUAUGUUUACUGUAGUAUAACAUGUAACGAACAGAAUAGAGUUGUGUUGUU
Corticium candelabrum is the source of this 2860-nucleotide messenger RNA. RefSeq names its product lysine-specific demethylase 4B-like. Gene Ontology annotation, biological process: regulation of gene expression; chromatin remodeling. The record is from RefSeq and is a predicted model, not a curated record. The transcript is spliced from 19 exons. Lineage: Eukaryota; Metazoa; Porifera; Homoscleromorpha; Homosclerophorida; Plakinidae. The coding region runs from base 29 to 2659 and encodes 876 amino acids. Gene Ontology annotation, molecular function: histone H3K9 demethylase activity; histone H3K36 demethylase activity. Gene Ontology annotation, cellular component: nucleus; chromatin.